Molecule: messenger RNA, 1182 nt
Organism: Colletotrichum destructivum
Lineage: Eukaryota; Fungi; Ascomycota; Sordariomycetes; Glomerellales; Glomerellaceae
Product: Putative transcription initiation factor IID, subunit 13, histone-fold
Exons: 3
Coding region: 144-1070 (308 amino acids)
Biological process (GO): transcription by RNA polymerase II
Cellular component (GO): SAGA complex
Molecular function (GO): protein heterodimerization activity; transcription coregulator activity
Source: RefSeq, a predicted model, not a curated record
UUCCCGCUGGUUCCUAGCAUGAAUAGUUGGGGAAUUCUCGUGCGGUGUAUCAAAUUGAAUUUUCUUGCGGCUACAAUCUCCUUUUCUUACCAACGCUUUCGUCCCUGAACACAUAGUCCCAGACUUCAGUCGGCGACCCAACCAUGGAACCUAGAUUCAGGCAGGAGAUUCAACAGAUGAUGUACAUUGCGGGAGAAACACAAGAUGCCUCCAUCCAAACCAUUAAGCUCAUUGAGGACAUCAUCCGAGACCAAGUCGUUCACAUACUAAAGACAGCACACGACCUCGCGGCCCGUCGUGGGUCUCGCAUCAUCUCCAACGCCGAUAUCAUCUUCCAAGUUCGUCACGACAACGCUCGUAUCGAGCGCCUCCGCACUUUCCUCACCUGGAAAGCAAUAAGAAAGGCCGUCAAAGACUCGGACGACAAGGAAGGCUUCGUCGACGAAGCCGAAUUGGACGACGGCGCCGUUCUCAGCUCGGUAGAUGACGCCCCGGCCAGCAGGGCCAAAUUCCCUGCCGUUGCGUUUCCUUGGGACGUAUCGUCCUUGUUCUCCGAGCAAGUGGCCGAGUUCGGCCAGGACGACCUCAUGGACGUCAGCAGCAGCGAAGCCGCUCUUGAGAAACUGCGCAAGAACGACGAGCGGACCCGGGACAUGACGGUCGCCGAGUAUGCCACGUGGUCGGAGUACCGUCACGCGUCGCUGACGUAUCGCAAGGCGAAGCGGUUCAGGGAGUGGUCCGGCUUGGGCGUCAUCGCAGAGAACAAACCCAACGAUGAUGUGAUGGAUAUUCUGGGUUUCUUGACCAGUGAGAUGGUACAGAAUCUCACGGCUGAGGCAUUGAGGGUGCAGGGACAAGAAAUGGGCCACAACGAGAAGGGCGCCUUGACCGGCUCUGGCUCAGAUUUAGUUCAGAAGCCAAGGGGCUUGUUUGCCGAGCCCGAAGGGGUGAGGAAGGCUGUCGACGAGAAGCAUGUUCGGAAGGCGUUUCAACGGUUACAAGCAUUGCCGAAGAAGCGACGAGCUUUGUUGCAUGGUAGGAGACCUGCUUCUUCACUUUCUCUGCUCUAACGGGUGUGCAACAUGGUAACGACUUGUACCGUUACUAGUCAAGACAAUGUUCAGAUCACUGGCAAGACAUGUUGAAGCAUACGAAACCCUGUAGUUAGAUACGUCGUUCGUU